GAAGGCGAGAGGGAGAAAUUGAUCUGAGAGUCUGAGUGGCGCUGGGACUUUCUAAGCGAGAAUGGCAGCCAGCGUUCCCUCUUCCUGUGACUGUUUUAUUGCUCUCCCUCCGGCUACCGAAAGGAAAGAAGUGAUUUUUGGGAAAAAUUCGGACAGACCCCGGGAUGAAGUCCAGGAAGUGGUCUACUUUCCUGCAGCUGAACAUGCAAAAGGCUCCAAGGUAGAGUGCACAUACAUUGAAAUCGAGCAGGUGGAGAAAACGCAUGCAGUGAUUCUCAGUCGCCCAGCCUGGUUAUGGGGAGCUGAAAUGGGGGCCAACGAGCACAGCAUCUGCAUUGGUAAUGAGGCUGUUUGGACCAAAGAGCCUAUCAGUGAGAAGGAGGCUCUGCUUGGAAUGGACCUUGUCAGGCUUGGACUGGAGAGAGGUUCCACUGCUAAAGAAGCUCUGGAUGUUCUCACCUCCCUGGUGGAACAAUAUGGACAGGGAGGGAACUGCAAGGAGUCCCUGGAAGCAUUCAGCUACCAUAAUACAUUUCUGAUUGUGGACCGAAGAGAAGCCUGGGUACUGGAGACAUCUGGGAGAUACUGGGCUGCUCAGCAAAUUACAGAAGGUGCCAAAAAUAUCUCCAACCAGCUGACCAUCACAACAGAGAUCAACAUGGAGCAUCCUGACCUUCGGAAUUAUGCCCAGAGUCAGGGAUGGUGGAACGGUGAGGGAGAGUUCAACUUCUCCCAGGUUUUCUCUCCGACUAACCCACCAGUGAGAAUGGAAGCUGCAAAGGCUCGUUACUCUGGAGGCCAGGAGCUGCUUCGUAAGCAAGAAGGUAGCAUUAAAGCAGAGACGAUCAUGGACAUCCUACGCAAUAAGGAGAGUGGAAUCUGCAUGGACUCUGAGGCCUUCUGUACCAUGGGCAGCAUGGUGUCCAUCCUGCCUCAAGAUGAUGACUUGCCUUGUGUGCACUUCUUUACAGCGACCCCUGACCCUUCAAGAUCUGUCUUCAAGCCCUUUAUUUUCAUUGAUGAUGUAACACCAGUUCCUAUGGUGAUUUCUCCAUAUUAUGGUGAUGAGGACCCUGUCAAGAGGCAGCCUCGGUUCCAGAGCAGGCCAGAUCGUAGGCAUGAAUUGUACAAGGCACAUCAGCAAGCCAAAGCUACAAUGGAGAGUGGACAGGAGCAAGGCGUAAAGUUGCACCAGACUAUGCAGAACCUUGAGAGGCAGGGACUGCACGCUAUCAAGAAUAUGUUGACCAAUGGAGGAUCCUUUGAUCCAGAAGAAAUGGCAGAUCUGUUCUUUGACUGUGUUGACACAGAGAUCAAGUUUUACAAAUAAACCUUCUGGGGUGGUGUUACUUCACAAAUCCUACCAUAGAUGUUGACAACUGCCAGACCAUUGAUCUGCAGAAGCAAAGGAAAUGGGUGCCUUCCUUGGAGCCAUUAGUUUCUGUAGAUCUGAUACGUGCAUACACACAUACGUCUGUACUUAAAAGCACUUAUCUGCCCAAUGGAUUUACUGUUGUAUUGAUAACUGAGCCAAUUUUGCCAUUUGUCGCUGCUAUUCUUAAGAGACUGCCUACAGGCAGACUGGUGGUCAGACAUACAUUGUACUGCUAUCUGAAGUGCUCAACAGUGAGCUAACUUGAUUAGAGCUAAUUAACAAUAUCUGCUGCAAGUUGGAUUUUUUGUUUUGUUUCCUACCCCUUUAGUUUUACCUGUUUCAGUCUUGCAAUAUAUUCCUUAUUGGGAAUGGUUCAACAUUUGCAGUUAAGGAAAAAUUUUGCAGCAUUUACUUAGGAUCCCUUUAAACUGGAUACAAUGUCUUGGGGAACACCAUGUACAUUUCAGAAUUAAUUAGAAGGAAAGUGUAAUCUACUAAAUUGCCACAUAAUCCUGUGAUAUUUUUAAAAGAUGCAUUUACUGGCGUCUCCCUGUCUCUGGGGUCUGUGGGAUAAAAUUUCCUGAUUGGUUGUUUUUUUUACCCUUGUUGUUUUUUUUACCCUUGUAAUUAAAGACCACUAACAAAAAAAAGGUAGUUGUGUAGCGGCUGCUACCA
Molecule: messenger RNA, 2050 nt
Organism: Pristis pectinata (smalltooth sawfish)
Lineage: Eukaryota; Metazoa; Chordata; Chondrichthyes; Rhinopristiformes; Pristidae
Gene: scrn2
Product: secernin 2
Exons: 9
Coding region: 62-1330 (422 amino acids)
Biological process (GO): proteolysis
Molecular function (GO): cysteine-type exopeptidase activity; dipeptidase activity
Source: RefSeq, a predicted model, not a curated record